AAACUAUCACCAUUCAUGAAAUAUGAAGUUUCAUUCACAGGCCCAGAAACAAUCAAAGUAUUUCCCAAGGGUUUUCCAGAAGAAGAGACUUAUACUAAUUUGAAGACAAGACUCAAUGAACUGUCGACAGUGGACAAUGUUGGUCUUGCAUACAUCGCAAAGUCUCUCCCGGUUACUGCUAAUAUGGACAUUAAGUACGAGACUCCUGGAGAAGUUAUCAUGGACGUGUGUCUGAUCAGACAGCAAAGUCCAGCAGUUAUUCUUUCGGUUGUAAAAGAAAUGUCUGAAAAUAUUAAACUUCAGACUCAAAUAUACAACUCUGCUGUCUCGAAAGAACUUACAAAGAACGUUCGCAAGUUUACGACCGUGACCUUCAACUCUAUAUACGGGUUAAUGCAUGAGAAAGAACUCAUGUCGAAGGAAACAUUUCAGUCCUCUCUAGCAAGGAUAGAGAAAGUGCGAUCUCGCCUCUGUGUACCUGAUUCUUUGAGUAUGAACAACGAGAAGUAUAAGCAUGUUGUCCGUGCCUUUCUCUCUCCUAUGGCAGCAACCGAGUUUGUUAGUGACGAAAACGAUGACACUCAGUGGUUUUUGACACAUAAGCAGUUCUGUAUCCUGACAGAGAACAUUGAUCACACUGAAGUGCAUGUGGAUACCUUCCCUGCCAGCGGUGGUCGAGUCCUGUCUCUCACCGUAUGCCAGCGUUUACAGAAACUUGGACGAACAUUGCUCAUAUCAGAUGAUCUCAAACUGAUCGAACAUGCAAGAAAACACAAUAUUGAUCAGACGACUUUCAGCGACCUUGGACAAAGAGAUCUGGCGGCUGAAGGAAAAGAAAUCCUUUACGUUGUUGUAUACGAAGGUGGAGAACACUGCUCAUCUCAGGUUCCACACCCACCGCAGCUGUUGGCCGCUGCACAAAAGCGCUGGGUUUUCCAUAGACAGAAAGGUAUUGGAGCGCUUGAGGAGGAGAGUGUGCAACAAAGCAAACAUCUGUCGACCCCUUCAACGACAACGCUUGUUUGUGGAACAGGUUCCGGUUUUCUGGAGAGGGCAAUUCGAAUGGUACUUGUUGGAAAGACUGGAGCAGGUAAAAGUACCACAGGAAAUACAAUAUGUGGAGCCGGAAAGGGGGCACAGAUAUUCCAAGCAUUAGCAAGGGCAGUGUCUGUUACAAGGACAUGCAAACAACAUUCCGUUAAACGUUUUGGGCACGACUUGCAACUUGUAGAUGUCCCGGGUUUUUGUGACACAAACAGAUCACGUGAAGACAUCAAGAACGAGUUAAAAUGUGUGGGUAUGUCAUCUCCUGGAAUACACGCUAUUCUUUUCAUCGUGAGAAUUGGAAGGUUAACUGGAGAAGACAAAAAUACACUGGAAAAGUUCCUGCAAUGCUUUGGACAAGAAGCUAAAAGAUUCGUGAUUGUUGUAUUUACUGGAAAAGAUGACUUGGAAGAGGCAGGUGACACAAUUGACGACUAUCUUGGAGAUAUUCCUGUGAAACUGAAGCAGUUUCUACUUGAUACAAGACUUCGUCUUAUUGCUGUAAACAACAGAGGAACGGAUGAAGAGAAGGAGAAAUUUACCCAAGACCUGAUUGACAUGGUAAAACACAUGGUUGAUGAAAAUGGCGGCCGGUGCUACACAAAUGAGAUGUAUCAGCGACAUGAAGCUGAUCUGCGAGAAGCUGAGAAGAUGGAAACUCUUGAAGGCGAGAGACAAGAAACAAGAAGCGGCUGCCUUCGAAGAACAGGCACAGAGUCAGCGUGA
Haliotis rubra (blacklip abalone) is the source of this 1770-nucleotide messenger RNA. RefSeq lists its product as uncharacterized. The record is from RefSeq and is a predicted model, not a curated record. Lineage: Eukaryota; Metazoa; Mollusca; Gastropoda; Lepetellida; Haliotidae. Gene Ontology annotation, molecular function: GTP binding.